GGGGAAAAGGGGGUGGGGUUAACAUCUAUUUCACUGGAAGUCCUAUAUAUUAUAUAUGUGGUCAUCUCACUACUAACUAACUCUGAGUAAACGUCGUCAGGGCCAGUCUUCUCCAGCAUUGUAGCAGCGUGGCGAUGUCGGGGUGGGGGGGGGCAAUACUUCCAGGACUUUGUUUUGCCUUCAUGUUCUUUUAUAAGUCAUAACUUUGCUUUUAUUGAAGCAGCAGCUAUGAUUUUUUUUCCUUUUAUAAAUGACGGUGAAACAGAUUCCCUGCAUCUGCAUGACAUGACAGCUACUUAUAGUUAUGAUAUGGACUAUAAUGAUGGAGGAAUUACACGCUUAUAUACAGGAGAAAUCAGGGCUUUGUUAGGUUGGGGAUUUGACUUGACUUCCUUUUUUUUUUUUUUCUUAAUUUUUUUGGUCUAUUUUUUCAUUUUUUAUGUGUUUAUGCGGUGUUUUACCGUGGAAAAAUAAAUGAAGGACAUUCUGUGAGAAUACGAAUGUGUAGAAAAACGUCAACAAUAAUGCUCUGGUUCUUAUCACUUUUUGGAAGGUGCAUGUGAUUGCGUCUUGAGUGUGCGUGAGUACUAGUGAGUACUAGUGCGCUUACAUCAAGGUAAAUGAUAAUGGAACUACUUCUGGCAACCGGCGACGCUUUUUUUUUGGGUUGCCUGUGUUUGGUACUGAUAUGAUGAUGAUCGCCCUGUUUAUUUUGUUUCACUGUUCUCUCCACUGCUUCCCUCACAUCUCUUCAUGGGUUUGUACUCCAUAUUACUGUCAAUUAUAUACUAUUGCUGCUCCGUUUAAUUGGGGAUUAGAGGGGGGUUUGAGCAGGGAAAAUGAAAUGUAACAGGGUCUAGUCCCAGUGGGAUCUGACACAGGUUCUGGCUGGAAGGUGAAAAAAUGAUGGAAUAAAUCAUGCAAAAAAAAAACAAAAAAACAAGUGACCUGUUUGUUCAGCCUCCUCGCUGCAGCUUGUUUAAUGUUAAGCCCAGCAAGACACUUGAAACCACUUCCUUUCUCGUUCCUCUGUCAGACCAUCUGGGACGUGACAUAAAAAAAAACUACUGCUGGACACCUACACUGUAACUUUUUAACAUACAAUAAAGCAAUAAGUUAUUUUGUACCUAAAAAAUGAAAAUAGUGCUAUUAUUGGUCAAAGUGACGACGUGUGGAUUAUUCUGCGGCAUUAAGACUUAUUUUCCGAUAAAAAAAAAAAAGAAAAGUAUAUUUUUCUGUUUUGAGACCUUGCUCCCCUGGUAUAUGAUGAGUUCAAUGACUGGUUUGGCGAGGGAAAGGGGCUUGUAGCGCUGCACAAGGUUAUAACGUUUUGGGCUUUACUUUACAGCAGUUCUUUUCUUAUUUCCUUGUUUUUUUUUUCCCCCGCAAAUAUUUUCAAUUUUAAAAUCCUAAUAAAUUAUUAUAAAGUAUCUCACUGUGGUUUGUUUUUUUAUGUGAUAGUAGGGAAGCUGACGUCAUUUCAGCACUUCAAUGCAACUGUACCAGUGAGGGAGAUUAUUUCUGUGUGCCGUGGGGGGGGCCAUGUGAGACCUUGGCUGUGGUCAAGAGAGUUGGAUCUCGGCUCUGAAUGGAGGCCAAAGGAGUUAGUGAUCCUCACCCGUCUCUCUCUCUCACCUGUCCUAGUUCCUCUUAUCACCAUUUAGGACUACAACUACCAACACAACCGACUUGAGACCCAUGGAUUGGAUCUUUUCGAGGCAAUUCUUUUGUUUUUAUACCAUCUUUGACAUAUUUUUUUUCCUACCAUUUUUCCAUCAAAAUGGCUCUGGGGGUUCUAAAUCCACAGAUGAAAAGUUCCCCCAGGGAGAGUGAAUGUUUUGACAACAGCUCAACAGAGGAAAAGGAACCUCCGCUUAAAAGUUACCUUCUUUUAACGAUGCUAACAUGUUUGUGUCCUGCCUACCCUGUCAAUAUUGUUGCUCUGGUCUGCUCUGUUAUGUCUAGGAGCAGCUAUUACAACGGCGACUAUGACGGGUCCAGGCGGUUAGGCAAGAAUGCUCUUUACGUCGCCAUCGCCUCCAUCAUCAUCGGCCUCCUCAUCAUUGCCAUCAUCUGCACUGUCCAUUUUACCACCAUAAAUCAUUAGCACCGAGGGAACAACAGAGACACUUUUGGGAUAUUUGAAAGAGAUAAAAUAAACUACUGAUGGCCGGAAUGGUUCACAUGACGUGGACAGACAACAUCCAUGUUUACGUGUUCUCUCACAUGUCAUCCUGUUCUGUUUCCUCCUCUUCAUGUACACAAAUAAGGACUUCUGAAUAUUCUAAAUCCGUGUCUUUCAUGUUUAGCGUCUAAUGUGAAGAUCUGAAGUUUUAUGUAGAAGAAUAUCAGACUACGUAUGGAUGCAUUAAAAUAAGUCACUUUAUCUGAACGCAUUAGCGUACAAAUGUUUUGGGUUAAAACUGUUCGUGUGAC
Molecule: messenger RNA, 2436 nt
Organism: Doryrhamphus excisus (bluestripe pipefish)
Lineage: Eukaryota; Metazoa; Chordata; Actinopteri; Syngnathiformes; Syngnathidae
Product: transmembrane protein 233
Cellular component (GO): membrane
Source: RefSeq, a predicted model, not a curated record